AUGCAUUUAGACGACUUACCAUUGCCUAAACAGCGUUUACAACAUCAACGGUACGUUUUAUGGACCGUAGAGCCUCCAUACCGUGUCCCCAAACGUGUUGCUCAAAUGAAUUCUUACUUCAAUUGGACAAUGACUUAUCGUCAAGAUUCGGAUAUAUUGUCGAGAAUUAUGUUCUGGAAGAAACGAUCAUCGCCCAUAUCGAACAAUAAAACAGAUCAUUUAAAUGACCGUCAACCACGUGUAUUAUGGCUUGUUAGUAACUGCCAAUCCGAUAGUCGUCGGGAAGAUUACAUGAAACGUUUGUCGAAAGUAAUACCAACAACGAUAAUAGGUAAAUGCCGCAACAUCCUCUCGUCUUUAUCAACAUCAUCGUGUGAAAAUCUAUCUGCAUAUGAUUGUCUUCGUAUCCACGCCCAUAAUCACACAUACUAUUUUGCGUUUGAGAAUUCGUUUUGCUUAGAUUACAUAACAGAAAAAUAUGACUAUCAGGUGGCUAUGAAGCAUAUGAUACCAAUUGUUUAUGAUUCAAAUGAACAUAAUAACUACAAGCGUCUGGCUAUACCGAAUUCAUAUAUUGAUGCAUCUCAAUUCAAAUCACCCGAAGUUCUUGGACAAUACCUAAACGAUCUUAUACUUUUAGGCAGCGGUUUCAAUAAGCCAAAAUAUAAUAACUACUUUCAAUGGGCAGAUCGUUAUGAAAUAUCUUUUUAUAAUCAAUUCGAAUAUCGAUGCACACUUUGCCAAAAGUUACAUCUGGAUGAAGGCUCUACUAAAAUCUAUUCAAACAUCAAAAAGUGGCUCUUUCAAGAUGCGAAAUGUUAUCGAUGGUCUGACAGUGACAACGGAUUGGUUAAAGUGCCACAGAGUCACACAAUGAUUUUCUCUAAUCGGAUUACGGAAGAAACAUUGAGCAUAGCUUCAAUCUAGAGUUAAUACACGAAGCGGUAAAUAGCGAAUUUAUUCCGCAGCAUGAGUCAAAAGUCACCGGAUAGUUGUUGAUUCCGAAGAACUUUAACGUUUGUUAUCUGUUCAUUCCAAAUUCACCAUGCAUAUAGAGCAAUGUUUGAUUUAAAGAAGUGUACAGUGCAAUCAAUGAAUAACAGUGCUCCAAAUGUCCGCCUUCAGCGAUGGGGAAGUUAUAAUAGCGGGAUUCCACUGAGCGACAGAUUGAGGCUGCGGGUGUGGGCGUGGCCGUGGUUUUAAUUAGAUGAAUAAGCACACCCACAUCCACACCCACAUCCACACCCACACCCCCCCCCCCCCCCCCCCCCCCCCCCCCCCCCCCCCCCCCCCCCCCCCCCCCCCCCCCCCCCCCCCCCCCCCCCCCCC
Rotaria sp. Silwood2 is the source of this 1329-nucleotide messenger RNA. NCBI's taxonomy places the organism in Eukaryota, Metazoa, Rotifera, Eurotatoria, Philodinida, Philodinidae. The record is from the annotation of a GenBank genome assembly.